Messenger RNA from Nelumbo nucifera (sacred lotus), 1044 nucleotides. RefSeq names its product cytosolic sulfotransferase 15-like. Lineage: Eukaryota; Viridiplantae; Streptophyta; Magnoliopsida; Proteales; Nelumbonaceae. The record is from RefSeq and is a predicted model, not a curated record. Gene Ontology annotation, molecular function: sulfotransferase activity.
AUGGCUGAGGCCAAUAAUCUAGCCACCCAAAACAGUACUACUCCUUCACACAGUCCAGAAGAAGUAGGCCUGAGUCAUGAAUGCCAGGAGAUGCAUGCUUCUUCCCCUCCCAGAACAAGAGUGGAGGAGUGGAUUGAGGAUCCUCUCUACCAACACCAAGGCUUUUGGUUCAUAGAACGCCGAUUAGAGGCAGUGUUGUGGUUCCAGAGCAAUUUCAAGUCUUGUGACCGUGACAUAAUUCUAGCCACUUUGCCAAAAUCAGGUACUACUUGGUUGAAAUCUCUUGUAUUUGCUACUGUGAACCGGACUAAGUACUCGUUUUCUGACAAUCCCUUGCUGACUGCUAACCCUCAUGAACUCGUCCCUUUCUUUGAACUAAAGCUGUAUACAGACAAUCAGCUUCCCAAUCUCAGCAACAUAUCUCAUCCCAGAGUUUUUGCUACCCAUAUUCCUUACCAACUGCUGCCAGAAACCACCAAGAACUCAAACUGUCGAAUCAUAUAUCUGUGCCGCAACCCAAGAGACACAUUCAUCUCUUCCUGGCAUUUCGUGAACAAGUCAUCGAGGCGUGAAUCUCUUGGGCCUCUUUCGUUGGAGGAAGCUUUCGAGUGGUUUUGUAAUGGGGUUAUCCCGUUUGGACCCUACUGGAAUCAUUUGUUGGGGUAUUGGAAUGAGAGCUUAACAAGGCCUCGGAAUGUUCUGUUUCUGAGGUAUGAAGAACUCAAGGAAGAUAUUGUGUCUCAGCUGAGGAGGAUUGCAGACUUCUUGGGAUGCCCUUUUUCUCUGGAGGAAGGAAGACAAGGCGUGAUAGAAGAAAUCGUAAGACUCUGUAGUUUUGAAAGCUUGAGAAAUUUGGAGGUGAAUAAGACGGGGUGUUUCAUUCCUGGCUAUGAAAGUAAUUCACUGUUUAGGAGAGGUGAGGUAGGAGAUUGGAUGAACUAUCUGACGCCUCCAAUGGUGAAAAGGUUAGACCAACUCAUGCGGGAAAAAUUGAGCGAUUCAGGCCUAGAAUUCGAUGGGUAUUAUUCCCUACUCCCCAAGUAG